Molecule: messenger RNA, 1167 nt
Organism: Funneliformis geosporum
Lineage: Eukaryota; Fungi; Glomeromycota; Glomeromycetes; Glomerales; Glomeraceae
Source: the annotation of a GenBank genome assembly
AUGUAUAGUAAUAAUUCUGAUUUAUUUCUUAGUAGAUUAAUGCAGGAUUUAAAUCUUGAAACAAUAUAUAACGAGUGCAAUUCACAUCACAUUUUAUAUCAAGCCGAAAAAUUAUUUAUGGAAAUAUAUGAUAUAGAAGAUAGUAUUAAUACUCUUAUUGAUAAGCUAAUUAAUCUAUUAAUUAAAUCUCAAGAUGAAGGAAAUAAUUUCAAUGAAACAGAACAUUUUAUUAAUCAUUGCAUAUUUCUUUCAACACGAAAUUCAUAUGAGAUCUUUGAAUGGCUUAAAGAAAACCAAGUGAAAUCCCAUUAUCAAUUUUUCUUGGGAAUUAUAUAUUAUAAUGUUGAGAAAAAUUUUAAUGAAGCAUAUAAAUUAUUUUAUAAAGCCUCGGAAGAUAAUUAUCCAAUUGCACAAGUUUAUCUUGCAAAUUGUUAUAAGACAGGAUUUGGAACCGAGAUAAAUUAUAAACUAGCUUUUAAAUGGAUGCAAAAAGCCGCAGAAAAUGAAAGCAUUUGUGGACAACUUAAUCUUGGGAUUUAUUAUGAUAAUAGUAUAGGAACAGAUUCCAAUUUAGAUAAAGCAAUUUAUUGGUAUCAAAAAUCUGCUAAUAAUGGAAAUUUAUGUGGAUUAUUUAUUUUAGGUAGAUGCAAUGAACUUGGAAUAGGUAUAGAAAAAAAUGAAAAUAAAGCAUUUGAAAUAUAUAAAAGAUUUCAUGAAAAUGAUUUCAUAAAUGGAAAAUAUAAGCUCGGGAUCUGCUAUUAUUUUGGAAUUGGAACUGAAGUUAAUAAAAAAGAAUCGUUUAAAAUAUGUAAAGAUUUAGCUGAAAAAGGAUUAGAAAAUGCGCAAGCUUUUCUUGGUUAUUUAUAUAAUCAGGCAGCAGAUAAUGGAGAUGAUUUCGGGCUGUAUAAUUUGGGUGAACAUUAUGAAUUGGGAAAUGGUGUUAAUAAAGAUGAAAUUAAGGCGUUCGUGUAUUAUAAAAAGUCAGCAGAAAAUGGAUUAGUGGAUGCAAACUUUUAUCUCGGAUAUUGCUAUUUAAAUGGAAUUGGAACAGAGAUUAAUAAAGAAAUUGGGUACAAGUUAUAUAAUGAAGCUACUGGAAAAGGAGAUAUCUCAGAAAAAGCUUUAGAAUUGUAUAAAAUUGCAGCUGAGGAAGGAAGUAAAUUGUAA